UCCUGUGGUUAAGUAUGGGUGACGCGACACAACACAAAUGUAUAACACUGUGGCUUUAAGAGUGGGAUGUUCGUCGAAGCAAGAAGAAUGAGGAAAUCUUAACGCGUCAGUGGCGCCCGAACGAAAUCGGUUCGGUUUUGAUCCCAUUGGCUGCCGGAUCCGGACUGGAAAAGAACGGUCAUCAACACAAGACGUCCUGACAAGCAGAUGUAAAGACGACCCAGUCAUGUCAACUGUAAACCAUGGAAACACUCCAAUCAACGGCACAUCAGACAUGUCUCCAAAGACCCCGACGUACCUGGCCUUCGUGCUGCUGCCCAUCUUCUUCCUGCUCGGCCUUCUGGGAGUCCUCAUCUGCCACAUUCUGAAGAGGAAGGGCUACAACUGCACCACGGAGUCUGAGGAAGAGGAGGACCUGAAGGAUGAGUUGGAUCCGGAGGCAGCAGAUGUGGACUCUGAAAGCAACAAUGACACCGUCAACCAGAUCGUUCAUUACAUCAUGAGGAAUGAAGCCAACUCCGAUGCAUUGAGAGCCAUGGUGCAUGAGAACAGCGUGGAUUCUGACGGGACCAGCGCCCCGGGCUCUCCCACCUCGCCCACCUCUCCCAACGGCCCGUCGCCCCCCUUGACCCCCGUGUCCCCGGGGGCCCCCGCGGGCGCUGCCCGGCACACCUGCAGUCACCUCCACACCAUCGGGGGCGCCGGCGGGCACAGGAACAUCUGCGGCCGCUGCAACCAGAAGAAGUGGCCCGUGAUGCGGAGGUCCAGCAGGCGCAGGUCACACAGAGCGAGCCAGCUCGGGGAGGUCACCGUGCUCUCCGUGGGCAGAUUUCGAGUGACCAAAUGCGACCCCAAAACGGCGAAGGAGAGGAGGUCUCUUAUCAUAACCGAGGGGAACGGGGAGGCGGGGAACGGGGAGGUGCCCCCGUCUCCCACAGCGGUGGAACCAAAGAGCAGAACGGCCUCCUUGCGGCAGGAUGAAAAUGACAAUGCAAAGUGAUUUACCCACAGUGCUCAGCCUUAUCCCAUGGUGGGAAAGCUGGAGAGCGUCUGGCUGUGGGUCCAGAGGAAAGCGGAUGGGAUGAUUUCACUUUUUUAAACCAUAAAUUUAGUAAAGACCACGCCGGCUAGCGGAGGACUGUGAUCGGAUGAACACAGAGGCCCUGCUAACCCCCCCCUCACCUCCGCUCACUCGCAGGUCAGUGGAUGAAGAUGAGGAAGAUCAGAGCUUUGGUCAAACGGAUGCUCCUCCUCCAAAGACUUCACGUCACGCGGGAGAAAUGCGAUAUGGCUAAUUUCACCUCGGCCAAGCAGCUGAAACACACACACACACACACACUCACACACACUCACCGAACACAUAACUGGCGCAUAACGCCUGUGUGAGGGACUGUUUUGAACACACUGACAAGUGCACUUAUGCAGAAACCGAACAAUGUGCCUCCUGGUUCAAAUCUUCUGAGGAGUACAAUCCCUAAAGCAUCACAAUGUCUUAAUUUGCCAAAGAAGCAUGUGGCUUUUACACUGUGUUGUCUCCACCAAAUAACUGAUGUAUUUUUCACGUAGUCAUCAGUUCCUCAGAAUGAAUUCCAAUGGACAGUUUGAAGAAAGAAUUUCAUAUUUUUACAUUUUUGGUAACUAUGAUAAAAGGUUUCAUUUUCUUUCAGUUGAAGUCCUCAGAAGUCCCUUAAAUGUAAAUGUGUGUGUGAGACACCUUGUAUACCUCAUGCAACAUUCCCAUGCAGGGCCUAGGUAGCUUACAGUAUAUUUAGCUUUGUACAUGAUGUAAUGGAAUGUGACAGGCCUUGGUGAGGGAACCAAAGAACUUAAUGCGAGUGUUGUAUGUGGGUGCAUUUCUAUGCACGCACACGCAUCUGACUAUUCAGUGUUGGUAGGUGUCUUUUGUAGUUUUCUUGCCGUUUUUCAAGUUCUUUUGAACUUUUUCUGUUCCAUUUUAUAUUAGUUUCACUGUAAGGUGUGCAAGAUUUUGUGGAGUGUGUGAUUAUUUCCUUUGUGCAUUUGUGUAUACGCGAGAACAACCGUCCACCUAAUUCACAAAGGUACAGCAACUAACCAAAGGGUCCAUAGAUAUGUGCUAUGCAUGAAACCCACACCUUCGGCUCCUGUCUUACAUCUCGACUUUUAUUUCUAUGUGACUUCCACUUUACUGCCUUCACUUCUGGAAAAAAAUGAAGGCCUAUUGGUCUUGCCUUAAAACAGAAUGCAAACUUAAUGUAUUAUUAAUAAUUCAUAUAUAAUAUGAGAUAUAUAUAUAUAUAUAUAAUGACCAAAUACGUGUGAAUGUAAUUUAUAUCGUAUUUUAAACUGCAAAGUAAACCAAUGAGGUUAGAUGCAGGGUUGCACACCCAGUGUGCCGUGUCCCUGUGACCAUCCUAAAUCCAUCUGUACUUUCCUUAUUUUCUUGAAUUUUAUUAGCUUCUUACUAAUGGCAAGAUGUACAGUGAUCCAGAGCUAAAAUGGAUGAUCUUCAGUCCUGGUUCCUGUCAACAUGAACAGUCAAUUUCCAAAGUGUAUGCUGCUGAACCCUCUGGGAUGGAGAUAAUGGAAAUGGAGCGGUCUUUGUGUAGAAACAUACGGUGAAAUACGAGCGAAUUACCAGCAGCUGUAGUCUACUGUAGGCGACUGAAUGUGAACUUUGUCAACUGGACGUCAUUCUUCAACUCUCAGACUGGUACAGCUUGUUCUUGCAGGGAUAAGCAUUACACACCAACCAGCACGGUUUUAACAAAAUAUGCUUUCGUCAAAUGAGACCAAGAUAGUAUAUUUUUUUUAGUAUUGUCUUCACAUUUUUGUCAGGGGUAAAUUAAUCUGUUAUGCCCCGUGUUUUUCUGCAGUCUACAGGCAGGGAUUCCGGAUCAAGUUUUCUGUAUAGUCUGAGAACUUGUGUUUCGUCGGUUUAAUAAAUGCAAUCUCGCCAUGACUUCUGGUUUUACUGGAAAUAACAAUUGGAGUCAAGUGAGUGUACUGAUUGCAGAUUUAUACAAAGAACCAUGCUCUGUUUUAUUCAAUACUCUGUGUAAAUGUAACAAAUAAAGCUAACUUAAAAUUUCACAUUUAUAACA
Messenger RNA from Conger conger (European conger), 3083 nucleotides. RefSeq names its product RELT like 1 (gene rell1). Gene Ontology annotation, cellular component: plasma membrane. The record is from RefSeq and is a predicted model, not a curated record. Bases 227 to 1000 code for a protein of 257 amino acids. NCBI's taxonomy places the organism in Eukaryota, Metazoa, Chordata, Actinopteri, Anguilliformes, Congridae. Gene Ontology annotation, biological process: positive regulation of p38MAPK cascade. The transcript is spliced from 8 exons.